AGUGCGAGGGUACUGUGUGCAUUCAAGUGCAAGCAUUGUGAAGGACAAGCAGCUGAACAAUUGCAGCAGUGCCAUCACUGUAAUGAAUUGCAGCAGCAACGAUGACCCAGUCGUUGUCUUCGUCGUUUUGCCCGCGACCACAGCUGCCGUUCUGCUUUCCAACGGAGUGGCCCACACCUUGUCACGGCUACUGACUGGCUGGUGAGGCUGGGGAGGCGGAGAGAGGGAAGAAGAAGAGAGUGUGGGUCCAGAUGGUGGCUAUGUCACUUGACUGGUAGAGGGGAGUGAUAGUAUUUCUUGGCUCGUCGCCAGCCCACGUCGUCGGCCAGCGCCCCAUCACAGUCUGAAAGAGGAAGGAUCAAGCGGCCAGGCCUACCAGCUUAGUCUUCCGACUUUUUACUCAUCUUAAGAAAUUUUAAGGACUAAUGCUUUCCUUGCAAGCCUCGAGCCCCCGUAGCUUGUUAAGUUGCUAAGAUGCCUGAGACAGUGGAGCUGAAGACGGUGGUCCUUCGGGUGAUGAUGCACUGCGAGGGAUGUGCGCAAACUGUGAAAAGAGCUUGCGCCAAGGUUCCUGGUGUUACGUCCUACAAGGUGGACUUCCAUGGACAGUUGGUGACAGUGACUGGAAAUGUCACCCCAGAGAGCGUGUACAGACGCAUCAAGAAAACGGGAAAACAAACUGAGCUCGUGCCACCGCCUCCGCCACCCCCUGCCAAAAAGGAGGAGCCCAAGAAAGAGGAUAAAAAAGAAGCAAAGAAGGAAGAGAAGAAGGAGGAGAAGAAAGAAGAGAAGGAGGAGAAGAAAGAAGAGAAGGAGGAGAAGAAAGAAGAAAAGAAGGAAGAGAAGAAAGAGGAAAAGCUGGGAGAGGACAAGCCUACUGAUGGAGGAGGAGGCGGAGGCAAGAAGAAGAAGAAAAGUGGAGGGGGUGGUGGAGAGAAAAAGGAUGAUGAAAAGAAGGAAGAAUCGAAGGAGGAGGAGCCUAAGAAGGAACAGGAGAAAAAUCCACCACCUAAGCCCAGGGAUCCCCCGCAACCCCCAGCUCCUAAAAAGCCUGAAGAACUCUACCCCGUCACCUUUGUGCUCGGCCAAGACUACACCAGAUACUACUACUAUUGACCAAGCAGGCAACCAAUCGACCUUGAACAACUUGUAUACUCAACCUCUUUGCCACCAUUCCUGGAAGCCGAAGGUGAAGGAUCCCGUCCGAUCACUGCCCAAACUUGAUCAUAGCAAUCAACCUGUAGGAAUAUUUUUGUGUCGGCCUGAGUGCUCUGGAAUCUGUGAACAUUGGUAACGCUCAGACAUAGUAAGUAGGCAGCAGAUGUUAGCGGUGGGGUUGGAGGUGUGCAGGACCAAGAGGAUGGAGUUUUUGUUCUUUAAGGUUUAAAUCACCAGCUUCAUGAGAGACUCCGCACGGAAUGGUGGCUGUACUCAUCCAGAACAAUGAUAGAAACUUCAUUAUUCGUUUGGAAAUGAUGAGUAGGUGCGGUUUUCAUAUUUGGGUUCUGGCUGAUCAGUGACUUACACCUACACCGGAUGAGGAUAUCUGCCGAUUCAAGCUUUGUACAGGGAUCUGUUUAGUAUCAGGAUGCGCUAGGUUGCUGGAUAAAGUCUGCUUGCUGUGAUGGUACGGAUGAUAGAUAGCAUUUCCAUUUACAAUUGUGGAUGCUUCAAGCGUCAUGAACUUUCCCCUGUACAACUUGGUCCAUUACAAACGGGCAGCAAGAUAGUUACAGAAAACCCAACAUGA
Molecule: messenger RNA, 1750 nt
Organism: Physcomitrium patens
Lineage: Eukaryota; Viridiplantae; Streptophyta; Bryopsida; Funariales; Funariaceae
Molecular function (GO): metal ion binding
Source: RefSeq, a predicted model, not a curated record